Messenger RNA from Geodia barretti, 480 nucleotides. The record is from the annotation of a GenBank genome assembly. Lineage: Eukaryota; Metazoa; Porifera; Demospongiae; Tetractinellida; Geodiidae.
AUGAAAUUCGUUUCCCUCCUUGCCCUGUUGCCUUUAUUCAGCAUACUGAUUGCAGGAUGCGGGUCCGAAAUCUCAUCCGAGCCGCGGGAAUUGCUCCUGGCGCCGAAUGAUUUCCGGAACAGCAGUCUGUCCGUCCUUUCUCUUAGCGAGGAGCAAUCGCUGGACGGCCCUUCGGCGCAAGUGGAGCUGCAGGGUCCGCAAUACCGGGUGCUGCAGAGCGUGGUGUUAUAUGAGGACCGCGAGUUGGCCUUAUCCGCCUUGGACGGCAUCCGCUCCGACCUCGUAAGCCGGGGUGAAGCGGGUCCGGGCGCACCUCAAACCAGCGGCGUCUACCAGCACAUGUUGGGUAACGACGAGGCGGCCAGCCUGUUCUUUAUCGAGGGCCGAGCUCUCGUUCGGCUGACUGUCACUGGGGACAACAGGGUGGAAUCUCUGGAUCAGUUGGCUGGACUCGCACGGGACAAGCUGGCGGGCGGAUGA